This is a messenger RNA of Aspergillus tubingensis, 1872 nucleotides long. RefSeq names its product transcriptional activator of proteases PrtT. Bases 1 to 1872 code for a protein of 623 amino acids. The record is from RefSeq and is a predicted model, not a curated record. Gene Ontology annotation, cellular component: nucleus. Gene Ontology annotation, biological process: regulation of DNA-templated transcription. NCBI's taxonomy places the organism in Eukaryota, Fungi, Ascomycota, Eurotiomycetes, Eurotiales, Aspergillaceae. The transcript is spliced from 5 exons. Gene Ontology annotation, molecular function: zinc ion binding; transcription cis-regulatory region binding; DNA-binding transcription factor activity, RNA polymerase II-specific.
AUGACUCGCACCGUGGACGAGAUCAAAUACGAGACCCCUUCUUCAUGGGAGCACAAGAGCUUGGACGUUGCCGAGGAUGGCAGGCGACUAGCUCCCCAUUCCGACACAGCUCGUCCGAAAGGCCGGAUACGACGAUCCAUGACUGCCUGUCACACAUGUCGGAAGCUUAAAACAAGAUGUGAUCUAGAUCCGCGCGGUCAUGCGUGCCGUCGCUGUCUAUCUCUAAGAAUCGAUUGUAAGCUGCCAGAAACGACCGAUCGGUUCCAAGACAGUGCUGCGAUGUGGCCAGACGCCACCUCGGCAAUUCCCUCCAUUGAGGAGCGCCUCACCUCCCUAGAACGAUCCAUGAGGGAGAUGACGGGCAUGAUGCGGCAGAUGCUAGAUCACUCCCCAGGUUUCGCAAAUACUUCAAUUCCGCACUUGACAAAAAGUAUCAUGACGGAUGAUACUGCCUCCAUGGAGGGAAGCCCGUCGUCUCCCUUCCUGCCUAAACCCGUUCGCCUCAUUCAGGACCUCCAGUCCGACUUCUUCGGAGAAGCAGAAACUUCCCCCGUUGACUCUCCCCUCUCCAGUGACGGUGCCGCCAAGGGCGCUAUCGACUCCAAACUAUCCCUCAAAUUGUUGCAAACGUUUGUCGAUCACUUCGGUGCCUGCGUUUCUAUUUACAAUCUCUCCGAUAUCCACAAUGACAUGAAAGCCCCCGACUCUCUACUGUAUAAUACUGCAUGCCUUCUAGCUUCACGCUAUGUCCCGGGGAUACCAGCGUCUGCUGUGCAUGCUCUAUAUCUUCAAGUGCGACAUGCGGUAGUCAACAUCUUGUGGGAGAAACCUCCCCUGAAGUAUGAGACCCUCCAAGCACUUGCACUUCUCUGUCUCUGGCCAGCAACCGCCCAGAAAGAGCCACCCAUGGACAGCUGGCUGUUGAGUGGCAUCUCAAUCAACCAUGCGAUUAUUGCGCUUGAGUUUAUAAACUAUGCGCCCUCGGAAGUUGUGGUGGACAAUGAAACGGCUGCGCAGCUGCGGCUAUGGAAUACAUAUUGCUUGACACAGCUACAUUUUGCGGUCGGCAAUGCGCGUCCAUUCCAUAUCCAGCAGAGAUACCUUGAUCACUGCCCACGGAUACUGGAGCACCCCGCAGCAACCUUGGAGGACGCCAGGGUUGUCGCGGAAAUACAGCUCUAUUUGAUUACAUUGCGGCUCCAGAGCAAUAGCAGUCGAAUGCGGUUGGCGGACCUUGACUAUGAGGAAAUCGAGCGAUGGAAGAGGGAGUGGGCUCACCUUUUCUCUGGUGAAAGUUCCACAUUGGAGCUGAGCCUUUGGUUCUGCCAGACACUCCUUCACCGCACAGCAAUGAGGCUUCAGCCCAGAUCCGACAGGCUCGCAUCUGAGGUUCUGCAAACCUCACGUCUGAUCAUAUCGCGAUUCCUCCAGAUCCGGUACUCUACCGCAUUGAGCCUUGUCGACCAGGUCUACUUCAUUGUCGGCUACGCUGCUCUGAAUUUGUGUGAUUUCAACCUCAUGGACCCGCUCAUCGAGCAGGUGCAGAUGUUCCUGCUGCAUCUCGCGCCCAACGAAGACCAUAUCGCAUACCGGUUUUCGUGCAUGGUCGCCGAGUUCAAGCGGCGAUGUAGCAGUGCGGAAUGCAAUGAUCCGUCGUCCACGGUCAAAGGGUCUCCGUUGUCAUCCUACGGCGACAGUCGUAAGAUGAGCAUGGGUCAAGCACCGUUCAUGCCACCGCUCAUGGAUGGCAUGAUCGAGGGGUACGGCUUCGAGCAACUGAUGCCAGAAGUCAUGCCGAGUUCUUUUCCGGAUGGGAUACUCAACGGAAUGCCUGUGACUGGGCUAGCAGCGUAUCGGUCAGCGACGCUGUAA